Acanthochromis polyacanthus (spiny chromis) is the source of this 2236-nucleotide messenger RNA. RefSeq names its product RNA binding motif protein 38 (gene rbm38). Gene Ontology annotation, molecular function: RNA binding. Gene Ontology annotation, cellular component: cytosol. Lineage: Eukaryota; Metazoa; Chordata; Actinopteri; Pomacentridae. The record is from RefSeq and is a predicted model, not a curated record.
CAGAUGGGAAAAGACGCACCGCUCGUCUAUUGGACCAGACGCAGAGUGGGCGCACGUUAGCGCCUACCCAGGCUCGAAGACUGUGCGUUUUUUUUUCUCUCUCUCUCUCUCUCUUCUCCCGGACAGGAGACAAGAGGGUCCGAGACACCUGUCAGGAGGACUACUCAUCCAGAAGCUGCAUGUGAGGCGACCGGAGGCUGCGUGUUUGGCCAUGGACGCGCUCUUAUCGUUAUUAUAAGCUGUCCACGGAGCGUAAAGUUAAUCCUCCUUUUUCUUCCUUUGUGUUACAUUCUCUUUCUUUUAUUUUUAUUUUUAAAUAUCCUCCAAGCCGCAUGAGUUCGCCGCUGUUUUUAGGUCAGCUGGUCGGGGUUCCGUUAGAAAUCAUGCACCCCACCAUGGAGAAAGACACAACUUACACCAAGAUCUUUGUCGGAGGCCUGCCUUACCACACCAACGACGCUUCACUUCGGAAAUAUUUCGAGACUUUCGGGGACAUCGACGAGGCGGUGGUGAUCACGGACAAACAGACGGGAAAAUCCCGAGGAUACGGCUUUGUGACCAUGGUGGAUAGAGGGGCGGCAGAGCGAGCGUGCAAAGAUGCAAACCCCAUCAUCGACGGCAGGAAGGCCAACGUGAACCUGGCCUAUCUGGGAGCGAAGCCUCGCAGCUCACAGACCAGUCUUUCUGUUGGAGUUCAGCAAGUCCAUCCUACAUGGGCUCAGAGGCAAUAUGGGCUGGCCCAGCAGUACGUCUACCCCCAGGCCUUCCUCCAGCCCAGCCUCCUGCUGCAGUCUCAUCUCAGUCCCACAGCGGCAGCCCUCACAUCCCCCUACCUGGACUACAGCUCGGCCUACGGCCCCUACGCCCCCACAGGGCUGGAGCAGUACCCCUACACCCCCUCGCCGUCGCCCUCCGCUGGCUACCUCAGCUACAGCUUCUCCCCCGGUACGCCAGCACCGGCUCUCACCGUCCCCGACCCUCCAGCUGCCAUCCACCCUCCUCUGGCUGCGCUCACCACUGUGUCGGCCCCGCAGGCCUUCCUCCACUACCCUCUGCACCAGCCCGACCGCAUGCAGUGAGCCGAGCUGCGGCCGCCGACCUGAUGAUUCAAAACAGCCUGACUGUUGACCUGUGACAUCAUCAGGGAGAGACUGGAUCAGAGAGUGUGAUGUAAUCAAAAGGGCUUUUCGAGAGCACUCUCAUUCCUGUUUUUUAUAUAUAUAUAUUAUUGUUGUAAUAGGUAACAAAAGAUGUUCUACUGCUAUUGUCAUCAGCAUACACUGAAUGUUUUUCAUAAAUGGCAGCGGUUGGGGACUGGAAUCAGACGACUGGUAAUCUUCUGGAUGUCUCGCUCUUACCGCUGAGUUUGGAGGCACGCGGGUAAAGACAAUGGGAAAUAUGUCUGUUUGACAUGAUGCUGUGGCUGCAGUUUCUCCACAGGUACUGAGCUGAAUGCUGGACUUAAGCCAAGCUGAGAGCCAGUUCCUCUUCGAGAAACACAGGUCCAAUUACCUCCUCCUCAAGGUUACCUUUCUGUCUAUGGCCUUAGAUUUCUCUCUCUGUACCUGGUUCCGUUUGUCAUUUUUAUUAGUCUCUGUGUCAGAUGAACAAAAUGUUUAUUGUACUCCCUUUAUUUCCUUUCAUUUACUGCUGGCAAGUUAUUACAUGGUGAUUAUCACAGAAUAUGCAAUAUUGACGACAGUGGAUGAGCAUGAAUAAGGUAGACAACACUGGUAUAUUGUUUUUUUUUUGUAUUGCGACUGCAAGGCCAUUACUCAGAGAACAACUUUAACACUUAAAACACAAGAUUCAUCACAUGGAUUUCCUGUAGCUGCGUAUUAGGCUUUCGAGACCGCAACGUUUGGAACAGGAGUGUCUUUGGAUUCGGACUUUGGGCACUGUUCAGUUUUGUGAUAUUUAGUUACAUAGUUGUCGAUACAUAUCAAGUAAAUGUGUUCCAGAAGUGUGUGUGUGUGAGUGAGUGUGAGUGCGUGUUUGCUGUCUGUGUGUGUGAGAGUAAGCGAGAAAUAGAGCGAUGCAGUAAAUGCCAGUGUCAGGACGAAGCUCCUUUUCCAGCCACUUGUACUGGUCAGAGUUGUUUCUUUGUCUUUUCCCAGCUGCCGAAUACUGAUACUGGAGUCUCUUGGUGCCGUGGCGCCAUUUAGUAGUCUUAACACAAGCCAUACAUCACAUUUUAAACAAAUAUGCAAAAUAAAAUGAAUAUUUCUAAAUGAGA